Messenger RNA from Tarenaya hassleriana, 1828 nucleotides. Its product is annotated as histone H1. Gene Ontology annotation, molecular function: double-stranded DNA binding; nucleosomal DNA binding. Gene Ontology annotation, cellular component: nucleolus; chromatin; nucleus. The record is from RefSeq and is a predicted model, not a curated record. Gene Ontology annotation, biological process: chromosome condensation; nucleosome assembly; negative regulation of DNA recombination. Lineage: Eukaryota; Viridiplantae; Streptophyta; Magnoliopsida; Brassicales; Cleomaceae.
GCCCUAAAAAUCAAAUCUCACCUUCCUCUGUUUCUCUCUCUAAAUCCUCAUGGAUCCUUCUCUCUCUAUAUCCAGUGACCCUCAGCACCAUCCUCCGCCUCAGUUCGCCGGAUUUCCCUUCUCCGUCGCCAAUCCCUUCUCCUCCGCUCCGAGUCACCCCUUCUUCGCCGGUUCCGUUAACCCUGCCUCUGUCGUCGCAAGCAACAACCAUGCCUUUCAAGCUGCGCCGCCGACUCAGCCACCGCCGCCGACUGCUCCGGCUCCAGCUCCGCAAACUGCAGCUCUGCUUCCACCACAUCCUUCCUUCAACCAUCCUCCUUACUCCGACAUGAUAUGCUCGGCGAUUGCGGCGUUGAACGAGCCUGACGGGUCGAGCAAGCAGGCGAUAUCGAGGUACAUCGAGCGAGCGUAUACGGGCUUACCUAUGGCUCAUGGGGCCUUGUUGACUCACCACCUGAAGACUCUAAAGAAUAGUGGUGUCCUUAUCAUGGUUAAGAAAUCCUACAAGUUCGCUUCCACUCCUCCGCCGACCCCAGCCGCUGCUGGUCUCGAAGCUCCCAGAUCUGAUCUGUCCAGUAACACGGCCAACGACCAGCCUCAGCAUGAUCAGACCGGCGCCCCUACCGCUGCGUCUGCUCCAACUGCUCAGAAGCGCGGGCGAGGUCGACCACCGAAGCCCAAACCCGAGGCUCAACCCAGCGAGGCUACGGUUCAGCCCAACGGUCAAGCUCAGACCAACUGGGAACAAAACGACAUGUCUGUCUCCCGGUCAUCUGAGGAGGUUCAGCCGAGCAGGAACCCACCGGGUCGUCCUAAGAAGAACGGAGGUGCCGCUCCGGCACCGUCUUCUGCCGCGACUGGGAUCAUAAAGAGAAGGGGAAGGCCGCCGGGUCGGAGGGCUGCAGGGAGACAAAGGAAGCCUAAAUCUGUGGCGGCCCCGGCAACAGUGUACGCCUACGUGGCCAACGGUGCCAAACGCCGCGGUAGGCCGAAGAGGGUUGAUUCUGGUAUUACUGUGGCUCCGACCAACGCAGAAAGCGGGGAUACGGCGGCGGAGAUUUUGCCGGCCAAGAGGAGAGGACGAGGACGGCCGCCGAAGAUCGGCGGUGUCAUCAGCAAGCCUAUGAAACCCAAGAGGCGCAUUUCUCGCACAGGCAGACCCGUCGGCAGACCCAGAAAGAAUGCGCAAUGGGUAACUGGAGGUGGUUCUGGGCAGCAAGAUGGGGGCUAUGGAGAGCUCAAACGAAAGUUUGAUACUUUGCAAGAAAAAGUAAAGCAAGCUGUGAACUUGCUGAAAUCCGAGUUAACAAGUGAUAAUCAAGCUGUGGUGCAAGCCAUCCAAGAGCUUGAAGGGCUUACGGCGAUGGAGCCAGAGGGCAUGGAGGAAGAGCAGCCGGAAGAGGCAAACCCCGAAACAGGAGCCCGGGCAGAGGGAGAAGAGCAAGAGCAAGAGCUAGAGCAAGCACAGACAGAAGCAGAGGCAAUGCAAGAAGCACUGUUCUGAGAAUAAAAACCCAAAGACAGAUCUUUGUUGUUGUCUCUAUGGGUGAUGUGAUGAUGGGUCUCUCAGUAGUAGGUUGUUGUUGGGUCUUUAUUUAAUUUUCUCUGGAGGAUUUUUAUUCUAUAGGUUGUCUGGAGGCGGAAAAAGACCAAACCGGGAGGAGGGUGGUCUCUAACCAAAAAAAAAAAGUUGCGAGUAGGGAAUGUGUGUAAAGUGAUGUUAGGGAUGUUUCCAUUGUCUGUCUCUGUAACUUUGCUGAUGUUUUUAUUAUUUUGCUUCGACUCUGUUUUUUGUUUUGAAUGUACUAGUUGGAAUCUCAUUGUUAGA